Molecule: messenger RNA, 945 nt
Organism: Sparassis crispa
Lineage: Eukaryota; Fungi; Basidiomycota; Agaricomycetes; Polyporales; Sparassidaceae
Exons: 5
Coding region: 1-945 (314 amino acids)
Biological process (GO): regulation of transcription by RNA polymerase II
Cellular component (GO): nucleus
Molecular function (GO): DNA-binding transcription factor activity, RNA polymerase II-specific; RNA polymerase II cis-regulatory region sequence-specific DNA binding
Source: RefSeq, a predicted model, not a curated record
AUGGCUCAGCCACCGCAAACAGUCAUUCCCCCGGAGAUGAUGCAACAGCAUCCUCCACCUCUCCACCCUGUUAAUUCGUACUACCCCGAGAAUGCUAACGACCUCACCGGAGGCCUGCCCAUCAACUUGGACUCGCUUCGCGACGGCCCACCCGGCAGCAAGCCGUUUUAUCCGUAUUCGACACUCAUUCGUUACGCGAUCAAAGGCGCGCCAAAUCAGAAGUUGUUGCUUGAGGAUAUUUACUACGCCAUUGAGUCAAGGUUUCCAUACUUCAGGACCGCACCACCGGGUUGGAAGAACUCUGUGAGGCACAAUUUGUCGCUCAACCCAUGUUUCGAAAAGGUGCCUCGGCCGUUGACCGAUCGUGGGAAGGGCUCCUACUGGACUGUAAACGACAACGUCGAUCCGCGCACCGGUGUCCAUCGAGUGCGAAAGAAGAAGGUGAAAGGUGGCUCCAAACAGCAGUCCUCCAUCGAAGAAGACGUGGACUAUCAUCCGUCUGACCAUCAGGACGCUCCUUACCACGACCCGAAUGCACCAUUCGUCCCGCCUCCUAUGGGUCCCGAGGACGCUGGUCCUAGCAGACCUCCGUAUCCGCCGCCAUAUCCCCCUUUUGAUCCCGCAUUCCAACUGAUGCCUCCCGGGAUGCGGUACCCACCACCCCUCUUCCCGCCUGAUGAACAGUUCGAGUUGGACGAGCACGGCAACGUUAAUUGGCAUGCAGCUUGGUUGAAAGAGUUAUCCCAGCUACAGCAAUUGACAGAGGAGCAGGAAAAAGCAGGCGCAGAUCAAGAGUGGUUCAGGAUGAUGCUGUUCCGGGUGCGCAGUGCCAUGCUCGCACCACCAUUGAAUCCAGGAGAGCCAGCCGUACACGUCCCAGCUGUACCGCCGCACGGUAUGCCACCGCCGCCUCCGAAUCCUGGAGAGAUUCCCCAAGAGCAGUGA